This is a messenger RNA of Tetrahymena thermophila SB210, 5352 nucleotides long. RefSeq names its product zinc finger in N-recognin. The transcript has 4 exons. The record is from RefSeq and is a predicted model, not a curated record. Gene Ontology annotation, cellular component: cytoplasm; ubiquitin ligase complex. NCBI's taxonomy places the organism in Eukaryota, Ciliophora, Oligohymenophorea, Hymenostomatida, Tetrahymenidae. Gene Ontology annotation, biological process: protein ubiquitination; ubiquitin-dependent protein catabolic process via the N-end rule pathway. Gene Ontology annotation, molecular function: ubiquitin protein ligase activity; zinc ion binding.
AUGAGGAAAAGGGAGACUUAGAUUUUAGGGGCAGCAGCAGGUGCUUUUUCUGUUGCAGCACUGGCUUGGUAUAUUUAUAAAAAAAAGUAUAGCAAGCAGACCUAUCAAUAAAAAAUUCAAAAGCUUCUCGAAAAGACCAUCUAUAAUGGUUUUAAUAAAAAGUUAUUUUCAGAAGCAUUUUAGGAAACUUCAAGUGAAAUUAAUACGAAACUUGAGGAAAUUUUUAGUGAUUAAAAGUUUUUAGGUCAAAUUUCUUGUAGUAAUUACAUUAGCAAUAACAAAGUAGGAUUUUAUUGUCUAGAUUGUGAAGGAAAUCCCCUUUUAGACUCAAAUCAAAUGGGAUAAUGUUCAGAUUGCUUUAGCAAAGCUAAUCAUGAAGGGCAUAGAUAUUCCUAAAUAAAUAUUGAUAAAAUUUAAAUAUCCUGCAAAUGCGGAGACAGCAACUUUUUAAAGUCUUAAGCAUAUUGCAAAGACCAUAAGGGAUUAACUGAUGAAUUGGAAAAAGAAAUUAGAAAUCUUUUAGAGCAGAAUACUGAAUUAGUGAAUAACUUUAACAAAUUCUGGAAAGGAGUAUUUUUAUAAUUAUUUUUCAUAAUUGAAAAUGCUAAUAAAAUGAGCAUAGGAAAUUAAGCUGGUUCUAAUAUUGUAUCAAUAAUAGAUUAGCUAUUUUAUGAAGUUGUUAAUUUGAUAAAAAAGAAUAUGUGCUAUGCAAUAUUGUUUUCUGAUUUUUUAACUUCAAAAAUCUAUACACAGAAAGAUUUAAACACAAUAAAGAAACUUUUAAUGCAACAAUAUACAGCUAAUCCUUUGAACUCAUAAAAUGAUGAAAAAAACUUUUUUAAAGCUUAGCAAAAUGCAGCUACAGAGGAUGAAAGUAUUAUAGUAAAUAGGAUGCUCUAUCACAACUGUAAGAAUAAUUAAGACAUCUCAUUCUACAGCACAUCUUAAAGAAUGAGCAGUCUUUGCAAUUGUUCUUAUUUAGAGAAUAUGAUCAGAUUCUCUUCUUAUAUUAUCCCAGGAAUCACAGUAGUUAUUCAAGAUGUUAUAAUUAAUCUGCAAAGAAUCCCCUCAUUCAAAAAAUUCACCAGUGGCAUUCUUAUUAAAAUGCUCCAUUUUGUUGAGAAAAGCUCAAAAUUCUUAUAUGGAAAUAUCACAGAUUACUUCAACCCAUAUCUACUUGUUUAAUAGUUCAGUUAUCCAGUUGAAUACGGAUGCCAGAUGGUGUUGGAUAUGAGUUAGUUUGCAAACAUGUUUACUAUUUUGUGUAAGUACAUUGAAGGAAUUAUAUUGCAAUAAGAUUAAUCUUAGGUAGAGCAAGUAAAGCAAAUUUUUCAAAGUCUUAAAUCUCUUACUUUGUAGAGUGAAGUUAAUUUCUUAAUACUGCUUACAGAUACCACUUUUUUGGAGAAUCUUCUGAAAACUCUUUCUAAGAUAGAAAAGAGAGGUAUUCAAACAUAAUUAGGAUCUUAAAAACAGUUUGUUCAUACAACAUAGAUUAGUUAAUGCUUAGAUCUUUUGCUAGGGAUUGUCUAUUCGUUAAUACGUGAUUUAACUUUUUUGGCUGAUGAAUUUGAGUCAGUGGCUGUAUUAGAGAAACUUAAGCAAUACACUUAAGAAAGUGACAAACCUGUUGCAAUCAAGCUGAAAAAUAUAUAAAAAGAAAAUUUAUAUGAAAGAAAUCAUGAGAUUCUCCAAUUUAUAUUAAAUAAUUGGCUUAUAAAUUAUGAGUCAGUUUAGUUCGAUAAGAAGUCUAUCAGCAAUAUGGUGAAUUCCAAAUAAGACUUUAUAUCAUUUUCUUCGUUGAUAUCUAUGAUUUUAUAUUCAGUUGCUUACCGUGAUUUUAAGGGUAAGGUAGAGCUAAUCAAUAAGGAAAGCAUCAUAUCAACUUUGACUAAAUAUCUUGAAAAUGAAAAAAGCAUGAACAUAUUAAACUGCAAUGACAAAGGCUCUAAAGACUAUCAAGAAAAGAUAAAGGCUUUAUUCGUUGAUCUUGAUAGCAAUAUAAUAAAAAAUAACUUUUGUGUUUUCCAUAAAGAGCUCUAAGUUUAGCAACUAAAUCAGUUAAGCAAUCAAGUCCAAAUGACUCAAGACACGACAUCGUUUACUUAAUGUAUUUAUUUAUUCUGCAUGCAAUGGUCUAACCACAACAAUGAAGUUAUUCUGCUGCUUAGAUAAAUCUGCUUGCUAAUAGCUGAAGAAAAGCUUUACAGCCAAUUUUAUGAUCCUUUUUAGAAAAUAGUUGAAUAAAUUGAAUAAAAUGGAGAACCUAAGAAAAUCACAGCUCUUUAAGUCCCUGAUAUAAAUUCAGAAAUUAACAAAUUUUCUGAAAAUGUCUGCAUUUCUUUCUUGACUUCUUAUCAUAUUUAAUUCCUCAAAUCUAAUUUUAUAGCAAACUCAUAGACUCCCUUAACUCUUGAAAAGAUGGACAUAAACCUAAGAAGUUCAAUUAUAUAAUGUAUAAUUCAGCUAUUUUUCUUUACAAAUAAUAGUUUAGCAAUGAGUGAAUACAAACAAAUGUGCUUACAAGUUUUUAAGCCCUUCUAGAAGUUAGGAGUAAAAGGCGAAGAAAUCCUCAUUUAACUUGCAGACUUCGAUUAAAAGAAGAAGAAAUUCUCAUUAAAAAAGUAAUACAUGCCAUAUGGUUCAAAUCUUCAUUUAUGGAACCAAAUGAGUGUUUAUUAACAAGAAUUUUUAUCUUACACUAAAAAUUUCAGCUCAGAAGUAACUGGCACAGUGCAAGAUAUAUUGUUUGUCUAAGAAGAUUUUACAUUUAACAAAAUUGUUACAAUUGACAAUCUGACAUAUUAAUUCAAUUACUUGCCAUAAUUUUUAAUUAUAAAUUUCACUAAGUUCAUUGCAUCUGAAAAACUUAUUGAAAAUCUCAAAAGCCUUUUAAUUGGAAUAACAAAUAUCCCAAAGAAUAUCUACUUAUUAACCUUCCUCUAGUAUAUUGUUUACUUCAUUAAAGAAUCCAAGCAUUCUCCUCAGCUAUUUGCAGACAUAGAAUAACAAUAUAAACCAUCUCUCUUCAAACAUUUAUAUGAAAUGUACAUCAAAUCAAACCUCCUCCAAACUUUCUUCUUGAAUAUAAUCUAAGUCAAAGACACUUAAAACAUUCAAGAAGGUACUAAGCUCCUUCUUAAAAUGAUUAAUAAAAUUAUUUAAGAAGAGGAAGGAAUCGUGGAUAACGCACAAAAUGAAAAUUAGGAAUUACCUUUAACAGCUGAAGAAAUUGAGAAAUAAAAGGAAGAAUAGAGAAAGAAGAAGAUUGAAGAAGCUAAAAGAAAACAAUAAGAAAUGUUGCAAAAAUUUGCAUAAUAAAGAAAUAAUUUCUAGCAGAAGCAAGACGGUAAAGAGGAAGAAUAGAAAAAUGAAGUUGUUUCUGAAAAUCUCACACUGCUAAAAAAAUAAAGCGUGGUGAAAGAUUAGGAAAAUGAAGCAGAAUAUUGCAGUAUUUGCUCUGAGUAAAUUGAAAAGAACUCUGAGUUUGGAUAUCCAAUUUACAUUAAAUCAGUAAAUACUUUGAAUUUCCUUAAAUAGGAGAAGAACUCUUCUGACUAGAAUCAAUAGGAUGAUUUUUAUAUUAGUGUUAACUCUUGUGGGCAUUUUUAUCAUUAUACUUGUUGGUAAGACUAUUAAUCUAAGAAUUCUGCCAGAAACGAGAGAAAUGCUCAUUUGUAUAGGAACGAAUCUGAAAUUCCAUGCUCUCUGUGCAAGAGACUUGCCAAUAAUUUCAUUCAAUACAUUCCUGAAAACAUGAGAUAGAAAUAUUCCAGCAAGAAGCUUAACAAAGAUAAUAGUUUAGUUUUUUCUUCUUAGAAAUUAAAGGAUACACUUUAAUAACUCACCUCUUUAUAGAUUGAUCAAGAAGAAAAAAUAAACUAGGAAAAUAUUAAAUUCUUUGAUAGUAUUGAAACUGUGUAGGAAGAAGUCUUAGAAGAAAAUUUAUUGAGGGGAGAAGAAGAAGUGAAAGAGGAUGGCUUGUCUGCUUCUACUACUGGAUAAAUGAACUCUCUUUCUAUGAGCAAAACAUUAAGCAAAUCAAUUAUGUUUACUUAAAAUGACUUUAUUACUAAUGUUUAAGAUUAUUUAACUGUUUUGAGUAUUUCUAAUCCUGAUAUCGAAAAAAUGUCUAUUCAAAAUCUUCAACAAGAAGCUUUCGAAAAGAUAUUCCUAAAACCUUUCCAUCACAUAGAAUUUUCAGAAAUUCAGGAAUUCAUUUAAACUCACUACAAAGUUUACAACAACUUGUUGGAAUACAUGAGAAUGAAUUACACAACUUAGUUCAAACAAAAAAAGAGCAACAAACUUCAAUACUUGUAGAAUUUUAUUUAACAACAAAAGGAAUCUAAUCUACAUGAUUUGUUCUUAAGAGAAAUACUUACUUAUUUUUGUCUCAGCAAUAUCCUUGAUCCUCUCCAUGAUAUCAAUCUUUUCUGUUAAUAUUUUAUUCUCAUUCUUGCAGACUCAAUAAAAAAAGAAAAAAACCUGGAAAAAUUACAAAAUAUUAAUCUUGUGGAAGUGAUUAAAGAUGAUUUCUAAUUACAAAGUCAUAUGGGUAAUCUGAAGCAUUUACUUGAAUAUUUCCUAUCAUUUUUGUGCUUUAGAAAUGUUUUUUCAGUUUAAAAAUUGCAAGAAUAUGAUUUUUGUUUAAUUUCUGACUACUUAGAAUUAUUCAACUUAGUUUUCUAGCCAAUCUUAUCCAAGAAUUAUCAAUUUACUUCAUUUAAGGAUAUCUUAAUUAAUUUUGCUAUAGCUAACUAACAAGAAAUAGAACAAGAUUUCAAUUUUUACACAUCAAAACUGAAGAAGAAUUAAGUUUAAUCAGAUAAAUUUAUCUUAGCUUUGUAAUUACCUGAUAACUUUGAGGAUUUUAAGAGACGUGUUGAUAAGAAAAGGUGUGCUAAAUGUGACAGAAUACCUUUUAGUGAUGAAACUAAUAAAUACACAAUUUUAUUGUAAGGUGUUUCUGUUUGCUUGCUCUGUGGUUAUUCAGUCUGUAAAAAUGUAUGCUAAAAAGACUAUGAAGCUAAAUUAAGUUAAAAAGUAGGUAAUUUGUCUUAGCAUGCUAUUGAUGCUCAUGGAGGUUGUUGUGUAUUCAUAGAUGCUCUUGUAUCAAAUGUAUCUUAUAUCCAUUACCCUAAAAACAUCUUGCAAGAUUCAAUAUAUAGCUCAAAGUAUGGUGAAUUCGUUAAUAAAUCUACUCUUAAUUGGAGCGAAUACUAUCUUGACUCUAAAGCAAAUGAAGCAAUCAGAAAAGCAGUUAUUUACAACUCAGUUCCUGAAACUCUUUUUAAAUAUCUUAAUAGUUACGAAGGAUCGUUUGUAUAUUUUAAAGACUAUUGUGUUUGA